CCGCUGGCCCCGCCCCCUGCUCUCUCCAGCCCGUCACACAGUGGCCAGGUUUACUUCAGUAAGCCACAGAGAGACGAGCAGAUCGGGCGCUUCCACAGCAUCGCUGGACCAAUCGAGGCUGUCAAGAGUCGGUGUAAAUAAAGCGUCUCCUGAUAUGAGGAGAUGGAGAAUCUAGAGGCCACGUCGGAGCUUCAGUCCAGGCUGUCUUCUUUGUCAGUUUCCUCUUUUUCCGGAAUAGCGUCGAAAAACUGCGAUUCAAAUCCGCUCGACAGACUUCAAAGCACAGAUCUCUCCCAAACAGUAAUAUAUCCUGACAACCAAACCAAAAUGGAUGACAACAGCAAUACCAAAGGAUUACAGCAACCCACAGAGAAAGGAGAGGCCCCCUCUGAGCCAGCUGUGGGGGGUGACUCACAGGAGAGCAACACCAAUGAGAAAAGCUCGCUCCCUGGAGAGAGAGAAGCCUUACCACCAUUGACACCAGCAACCACAUGGACCUCUAUGAACCUGAAGGAGUUGAAAGCUAAGUUGCGUCAAGAGAAGGACAGCGUAGUGACUGUUUACCGUGGUGACAUUAUGACUGUCCACGUACCUACUGUACCUGAAGCCAAGCGUGUUUGUUGGGAGUUUGCUACAGACGGCUAUGACAUUGGUUUUGGGGUGUACUUUGACUGGUCUCCGGUCACCAGCCGAGCCAUUACAGUGCACAUUAGUGAAUCUAGUGACGAUGAGGAUGAAGAUGACGAGUUGGAAGCAGGGCCUGUGAUUCCCGGAGAUGUGGAGAAGGGGUCUAAAGCUGUGACCAACUCCAACUUGGGAGAAAUCUUGCCUGUGUACCGUCAGGACAGUCACCUGGCAGUUCAAGGAGGCAGCCACGACUUUCCAGGAGAAGGCACGUACCUCCUAAAGUUUGACAACUCUUACUCGUUAUGGCGGAAUAAGACUCUGUACUACAGGGUGUACUACAGUGCCUAAGGAACUAAGCACACCUAUGAGAAUGAAUGUUUUAAUGAUAUAUAUUUUUUAUCAUAUAUAUAUAUAAAUAUACAUAUGUAUAUUAUAUAUUUACAGCACUGUAUACAUAUCAUUCCUGCUAUAAUUUGUACAUUUAAUUUUAUUUAGAUGCAAUCACUGGCCCAAUCAGAUCAAAUAGUUUUUUUGCUAGUCUAUAUGAAAUGUUUUUAAACUUGAGAGGGAUCAUAAAGCUUGGUCUACGUGCAAUGUGUUUUUCAGUAUAUUUUUCAAAUGCUAUGUGCAAAGAAUUUGUGAAGUGCCCAUACAUAUAUAAAUAUAUUUAUGUUUUGAACACUGCAACUUGACUGUAGCCUCAGAAAUCAGGUAACACACUGGUUCAGGUUCAGGGAAAGUUGGUCAUUCAGAUCAAAUGCUUGUUUGUAUAUGGUUAAUAUGGAGGCUUGAGGAGAUAGGUGGUGUGUGAGAUGUGGCAGCAGCUGCUGUUGAGUUUAGUGAUAAAGAAUACAAUAUUAUAUUACAUGUUUGUAUUCAGGAUCCAGAUAAUCAGUCAAUGCAUUCAUUUUUUUUGUAGUCUUACGGUACCUCCUCUACAUAUUUAAUGAAUAAAUUUCUGCACUACAGACGUUUCAAAUCUGAUAUUUCGGGUCUUAUGUUUUCUGACUGCAGACAAUGCAGCUAUUAAAUCAGUUGCCAGGGAUACAACUCCAGCAUGUGAUCUCAGUCUGCCUUUUUAUGAUUUAAAUGGAGGCUAUUUCCCGUCACCAAAAGCAAGCGUGUUGCAUCACUGAUUCAAUAUUUACAAGGCCCCUGUAAUGGGGGGGUGGUUUUUAGCACCUGUUAAAUCUCUAAACGGUCAGGUCUUUGUAGCUGUUGACAUGUGCCAUUGAACUAUUUUAGACAUUUUUUUCUAAUGUGUUUUAAAUGUGCAGCUUUCCCUGUUUCUGGUUAAUGUGUUACAACAUGUGUAGUGUUGUUUCAGUAUAUAUUUAAAUUUUUCACUGAUUGUCCAUGUAUACCAAAAUCGCAUUGUGUUGAUGUGGUCUGUCUGAGACAGCACUAUGACACAGGCAACGAGCAGUAGCCCUGCGCACCUGCACCCAGGGUGUUGUCACACACCACACCACAUCACGACUUUUUGCAUGUCUCCAAAGGGACAGCUGUGCUGCUGAAAUUUCCAAAAUUGCCAAUGUGCUUUCUUUGUCUACCAUGUUUGUGUCUUUUGUUGUGAUUUCUGGAUAUGAUAAUUUUGUCUUUUAGCCUUUAAUCUGCUCCUUUUCUGCCUUUUGUCCAAUAAAUAUUGUUAAAUGUUAAAACUUG
Messenger RNA from Astyanax mexicanus (Mexican tetra), 2292 nucleotides. RefSeq names its product transmembrane p24 trafficking protein 8 (gene tmed8). The record is from RefSeq and is a predicted model, not a curated record. Bases 163 to 975 code for a protein of 270 amino acids. Gene Ontology annotation, cellular component: Golgi membrane. The transcript has 7 exons. Lineage: Eukaryota; Metazoa; Chordata; Actinopteri; Characiformes; Acestrorhamphidae.